ACAUUUACCGACUUGCUCUCGUGUGGAGCGAGUACUUUGCAGUACUUUUGUAUAAUCGAUUUUUUUACGUCACAAUCAGCUGACUGAACGUCAUAAUAUCGGGCAUGUGUCAUAAAAAAACGAUCAUGUCCGAUGCGACCAAUAAGAAGUGUCCAAGGUCCCCUUUUCGUAGGCGUAAUAUUGGUGAGCCACAAAGACCAAGACUCUCGAGACGAGUUAUAGCAACUGCAAGAGUCAAUCUCAACAGCUAUUGGUCCAAAUUUGAGGAGCUCUCAAAAGAAAACGUCCCAUUGGCCACCCAGCAAAUGCCUACUGCGUUCAUGUUUUCCACUUAUCAUGAUAACGCUAUCAACGAAAAUUUAAUCAACGAGAUCCUGGAUCUAUGCAAGAAUUGAUCAUCAUGUAGAUAUUUUUUUAUUAAUGGUAUGUAAUUUUGUACAUUAUUAGUUAUUUUUUCUAUUCUUUCACGAUUUUGUUUGCUUAAGCUGAGCUUUAAAGUGCAAUGCUAUAUAAAUGUGCAAUUUCAAAUUUUUUUAAUUUAGUUUUUUCCGUGCAAUCAUUUUUCGUGCAAUUUGUUUACGUGCAAUACAAAAUAAUAAUAGAAAUUUCUCAAUUAACAAUUUUUGGCUUUAAGUAAUAACGUGCAAUUUUAGCUUUAAUUUUUGUGAUAUUAUUUUUAUUUCUGUGAUACUUUUCUGUGUGAUAUUUUCAUUUAGAUUUAAAAACAAAAUAAUUAUUUGGAAAUUUCUGCUUUGACUGUGAUUUAGUAGGUAUGUUUCUGCAAAAAUCACAAACCAGUCAUUGGUUGAAAAUAGUCAGAAAACUAGUUUCAACAACCAAUGAAAUUCAUUCUGACUAGUUUGUGAUUUCUCCAAAAACAGACCUAAUAUUAUGUGAUAAUUUAUUAGAUUUUAGUUUCUGACAUAAAGCUUUACAUCUUUUGAUAGCACUCAGAAAUCAUAAACCAGUCAUUGACUGGUUUAUGAUUUCUGAGCAUGUAUAUUUUUUGACACCUUCUUAUUUGCUCAAGCUUUAAUAAUUAUUUUAUAACUAGUUUUUAUUAAAAUUUUAUUUUAAAAUUCUAAUAAAAACUGGGUGAUUUCUGACUCCGAUAGGGCUUUAAUUAGGUUUAUUAAGCAAUAUUUUUUUGGCUUUAAUUAAUUAAUUUAGUGAUUUAUAGCUUUAAAUUGUAUAAAAAACAAAUUAUAGGCCGAAUAUGUGUCAAUCAAAUUGUACAUAAAGCAUGCAAACUUAGCUUUAAGUUUAUCACUUUAUAGAUUUUAAGUUAGCACUUUUUUGUAGCAUCCUUGAAUGUAGCUUCUAACGAACAAAGUGCUCAUAAAGCUAUGUGAUUGGUUUAAUUUAGAUCUCUUUUUUGUAUUGUGUAAAAUAUAUUUGUUUUUCCUUCUGUGAUAUCAGCUUAACAAAAUGAUUUCGUUUUUAUAUUUUGUGUGUUUAAUUUUUAAGUUUAGUUUUUAGUUUUGUAUUUCUCACUCCGAUGAUCUUUCAUUUUAGUUUUUAGUAUUUUUUUUUUGUAUUAUUUGGUUUAUUUUUUUGUAAUAAAUAAAGGUUUUUGAAAUAA
This is a messenger RNA of Ceutorhynchus assimilis (cabbage seed weevil), 1582 nucleotides long. The record is from the annotation of a GenBank genome assembly. NCBI's taxonomy places the organism in Eukaryota, Metazoa, Arthropoda, Insecta, Coleoptera, Curculionidae.